This is a messenger RNA of Prorocentrum cordatum, 903 nucleotides long. The record is from the annotation of a GenBank genome assembly. Lineage: Eukaryota; Dinophyceae; Prorocentrales; Prorocentraceae.
AUGGCUGCCCUGAGCCCCGAGCGGGCCGUGCUGGAGGACGCGGUGGCGGACCUCGUGGUGGCGGCCAGCCGAGGAACGCUCAGGGCCUCGCCGCCUCCGUGGGCCCAUGCGAUGGCGGGGACCCGCUUCGCGCGGAGAUGCCGCGCGGCAGCAGAGGAGAGCCGUCGCGGGCUGCAGGCGCAGGAGUGGGCUCGAGGAGAUGGGAGCGCCCUCGCUGAAGAUGGCACGGCCCGGCAUGGAUUCGGAGCGGGAAGGGGCGGCGUCACGGGUCGCGCGCACAUCGACACAGUUGCGUCGCACGUGCGGGCCACGGAGACGAUGCGGAAGUGGUUGGUGCGCGCACGGUGCCCCGUGGCCCGUGACGAUCGUGCCUACAUCAACUACGUGCGCGCCAGGGACGGCGAACCGUGCGGGCAGACGGUGCCCAACCAGCCUCUGCGCGCCAUGGUGUGGACGGAGCGCGUGGCGGGCGCGGUCGUCGCGAACGCGGAGAUGCCCCUCCGCGUUGGCAGCGCGUUCGCUGGGGUUUUGGAGCAGCUUCUCAUCGACGAAGACCUCGCGAGGUACAUGCGCGGGCUGGCGUGGCCCCGCCUCGUCAAAAUGUUGGCGGUGCUGCGCUACGACGACCACAGCAUGCUUCCGCCACGGCGCCUCGCCAUCGUGGACGGGAAGCUGAUUGCCACGCUGAGGCGCACGAGGACUAGCAGAGCUGGGCGCACGAUGCCAGAAUUGCCGCUCGUGGUAUCCCGCGCAUGCUACGUGCUGGCCCAGCGUGGGCACAGACCGGCAAUGCAGGACGUGGUUCGCAAGCCCGCCGGGUACGCAGAGGCGGCGGCAGCCUGCCAGGAGGUGCUCCAGAGGAUGCUGAAACCAGCGGCCUAUACGGGCGUUCGUAUCCGAUAA